AUGGCUGGAGAUGGCAGUGAUGAGACUAUGUUUAUCUGGUGUGAGGACUGUGGGCAGUACCAUGAUUCAGAGUGUCCUGAACUCGGCCCAGUGGUGACAGUCAAAGACUCCUUUGUAUUGAGCAGGGCAAGAUCAUCUCUGCCUUCUAAUUUGGAGAUAAGACAAUUGGAAGAUGGGUCUGAAGGAGUGUUUGCUCUGACUCAGCUAGUAAAACGUACCCAAUUUGGCCCAUUUGAAUCCAAGAGAGUUGCCAAGCUGGAAAAAGAAUCAGUUUUUCCCCUGAAGGUGUUCCAGAAGGAUGGACCCCUGGUAUAUUUUGACACCUCAAAUGAAGAUGAUUGCAACUGGAUGAUGAUGGUGCGACCAGCCACCGAAUAUGAGCAUCAAAACUUAACUGCCUUCCAGCAUGACAAUGAUAUUUACUUCACCACCUCCCAGGACAUCCCACCAGGAACUGAGCUGCGAGUGUGGUAUGCAGCUUUUUACGCCAAAAAAAUGGAAAAGCCAGUGCUGAAGCAGGUCUCUAGUAUUGCCAAUGAUAUGUGCUUGGUAGUGAUGGAAUCUGAUAAAGAGGGAAAUAAAACCUCUUCAAAACCUUCAUCUGCUGUCUUCCCCCAUAAAAAAACGAAGAAAUCCAGCAUACCAGCAGCUGAUCCAGCAGUGAACACUCCAGAAGGCAGUGGAGAUGCAGAAGCAGAGUCCAGCCAGUGGACGUGUAAAGUGUGUUCAUCUGCAUUCCAGGAGCCUCAUCUGCUGACAGAGCAUUUGCUGAGUCACCUGGAACAAGCUAAAGGUGCCCCCCAAACCAGCCAAAAUGAGGCUGUUGCAGAGAAAGCAGCAGAAGCUUCCCCUGAGGAUCAGCCAGUGACUUGUGAUGCAGCCGGUGCCAGUACAGACUCAAGGAGGAAAGCCAGGCGGGGAAGAAAGCCCAAAACAGCAAAAGCAGAAACACCUCUUGUUGCUGAAGAGAAAGAUUCUGCAGUGGAACGUGUAGCUGACGUUGUAGCUGAGGUCCCGCCAGAAGAGGUAUCCCUGCCUUCAGCUGCAGAAGAAAGGAUUAUGGAAUUGGUUUUAGGAAAGAUGCCUAGCACCACAAAUAGCAUCAGUUCAGUGACAAAUAGGUUUGCUCAUCACCAAAACACCAUGUCCCUCAAAAGAAGUUUAAUUCUCUCCAGUAGACAUGGUAUACGGCGGAAGCUGAUAAAACAGCUUGGGGAGCACAAGCGAGUCUAUCAAUGCAGUAUCUGCAGUAAGAUCUUCCAGAACAGCAGCAACCUCAGCAGGCACAUCCGUUCUCAUGGUGACAAACUAUUUAAAUGUGAGGAAUGCGCAAAGCUGUUCAGCCGUAAAGAGAGCUUGAAGCAGCAUGUUUCAUACAAGCACAGCAGGAACGAAGUUGACAGUGAGUACAGAUACAAGUGCACCACAUGUGAAAAGGCCUUUCGGAUAGAGAGUGCGUUGGAAUUCCAUAACUGCAGGACAG
This is a messenger RNA of Nestor notabilis (Kea), 1483 nucleotides long. RefSeq names its product PR domain zinc finger protein 15-like. Gene Ontology annotation, molecular function: histone deacetylase binding; DNA-binding transcription factor activity; RNA polymerase II cis-regulatory region sequence-specific DNA binding. Gene Ontology annotation, cellular component: cytoplasm; nucleus. The transcript has 11 exons. The record is from RefSeq and is a predicted model, not a curated record. Gene Ontology annotation, biological process: cell fate commitment; regulation of transcription by RNA polymerase II. The annotation marks the transcript as partial. NCBI's taxonomy places the organism in Eukaryota, Metazoa, Chordata, Aves, Psittaciformes, Psittacidae.